AUACCUUUUCAACACUGUGCGGAUUUCGCACGAGUAUUUUUGUGCAGCUUUUGUGUGGAAAUUAAUAGUUUUUCUUGCAAAGAAUAGUUAAAAACAACUGCAAACAUGGCGCAAUUUGAUCUAACACGCAUCAAUUGUCAGUACUUGGACAGACAUUUGACUUUUCCACUGCUUGAAUUUUUAUGCGGCAAAGAGAUCUACAAUCAGCAAGAGCUGCUCGAGUACAUAUUGGAGACAGUAAACAAGACGAACAUGAUUGAUUACACCAUGGAUACGCGCAAGCGUCUGAACCUCAGCCAGGAGAUGCCUGAAGAACUAGUGCAACGCAAGGCGGAGGUAUUGGCAACGCUCAAGCAACUGCAAAAUGAGGUGGCACCCAUUAUGAAGGCUACCGACAUUUUAAAGAAUGGCGAGAGCAUGAAGGAUUCCAAGACAUUUGUUAAUGCCCUCCAAAAAGACUACAACUUUAAGGUGGAGCAUCUGGAGAGCGCCUACAAGCUGGCUAAGUACCUGUAUGAAUGCGGAAACUAUCAAGAGUCGACCUCGUAUCUGUACUUCUGCCUUAUUGUAAUGUCGCCCAAUGACAAGAACUAUUUGAAUGUGCUGUGGGGCAAAUUAGCCGCAGAGAUCUUGACGCUCAACUGGAAUACAGCACUUGAGGAUCUGACGCGUCUGCGCGAUUACAUUGACAGCGCUAAUUUCUCGACCAUUCAGGCGCUGCAGCAGCGUACUUGGCUUAUUCACUGGUCUGUGCUGGUGUUCUUCAACCAUGCUAAGGGACGUGACCUUAUCAUCGAGAUGUUCUUGUACAAGCCACUGUAUCUGAACGCUAUACAGACCAUGUGUCCGCAUAUCAUGCGUUACCUAGCCACCGCUGUUGUGAUUAACCGCACGCGCCGCAACGCUCUCAAGGAUCUGAUCAAGGUUAUACAGCAAGAAUCAUACACGUAUCGUGACCCUAUCACUGAAUUCCUCGAGUGCCUCUAUGUGAACUUUGAUUUUGAGGGAGCACGUCUUAAGCUGCACGAGUGCCAGACGGUUAUCCUGAACGACUUCUUUAUUGUGGCCUGCCUCAACGAGUUUGUCGAGGAUGCGCGUCUGAUGAUUUUCGAGACAUUCUGCCGCAUUCAUCAGUGCAUCACCAUUAGUAUGCUGGCCGAUAAGCUCAACAUGAAGCCCAACGAGGCCGAAUGCUGGAUUGUCAACCUGAUACGUAAUGCGCGUUUGAAUGCCAAGAUUGAUUCCAAGUUAGGCCAUGUGGUUAUGGGCACCCAACCUCUGAGUCCAUACCAGCAGCUGGUGGAGAAGAUUGACUCGCUUUCCAUGCGCUCGGAGCAUCUGGCGGGACUAAUUGAGCGGAAGAGUAAGCAAAAGAAUCAAGAAUCCAUCGACUCCUGGAAGUACUACUAAGUCUAAUUAUAUUAUUUUUUAUAAACCAUGAACCGCCACAGGGCACGAAUAAAACAAGAACAAUAUUCCCAGCCCAA
Molecule: messenger RNA, 1487 nt
Organism: Drosophila busckii
Lineage: Eukaryota; Metazoa; Arthropoda; Insecta; Diptera; Drosophilidae
Gene: eIF3e
Product: eukaryotic translation initiation factor 3 subunit E
Exons: 3
Coding region: 106-1410 (434 amino acids)
Biological process (GO): translational initiation
Cellular component (GO): eukaryotic translation initiation factor 3 complex; nucleus; cytoplasm
Molecular function (GO): translation initiation factor activity
Source: RefSeq, a predicted model, not a curated record